AUGUUGGUGUUUAUAGCGAAGUUGUUGGAGCUUACGAAUAAGGAGGCUGCAUUCCAGUCGUACAGGGUGCUGGCAGGGAUCAGGGGUAGGUUUUGUACCCAGGGUUGCAGGCCACUGGGUCUGGGUGUUGUCAGUGGGUUUGCUCUUCGCCUGCCCCUGUCCUCCACGGUCUCUCAGUUCCGCUGUGUCCACCUUCCGUUACAGGGACCGUCCCCAGUCGAGGAUUCAGAACGGGAUGAACCGGAGGAGAUCGGACCUCCCCAACGGCUGGUAGAGGAAUGUCAACAGACACAGGCCCGGGACCUCAGACCCCUCGCUGACCAGCCCUCCGCAGACCGCACGCGCCAUGUCCGAGCAGCUGGGAGUGACCGCGCCGGGAGACCGCACCCCGCUGCUCUUCUACGACCGCCACUGCCCCCACUGCUGGAGCUGGAGGGGGGCGGGGGCAGCGGGGUGGUAGGUGGGGGUGGCCAGCCGGGCCCCCACUGCUUUGCUCCCGACGGGCUGGACCCCCUGCGGCCACCCGUGGAUGCCCCCAAGAUGGCCGCCGUUGCCCAUGACGACGGCUGGCCAGCCUCCGAGCUGUCCGGCGCAGUGGGCCCCAAGCCGGAGAUGGCGGGCGCCCACAGCCCAGCCGGAUUUGCCGGCUACGAGGCCUCCUACGAGGUGCCGGUCGCCAGGAGGAUGGACGGGAAGCUGGACUCCUUCAACGAGGCCUUCCUCCGCCGGAGGGCGCUGGGUCAGGGGUCAGGGGCCGCCAGUUGUGUGCAGACACCCACCCUGAGGCAGAUGUUGACAGAGAAGACGCACCCCCCUCACUACCUCCACCCCAGGGUGUCCCAGGGCCCUCACUACCGUCCCCAGGAGGCCCCGAACCUGCACUGUGGCCUAGCGCAGGCCCGUCGCAUGCCGGCCAUGCAGCUGGGGCCACAGUCGGCCUUCCUGCAGCACUCCGCUGCAGCCACACAGCAAGGGGAGCACCCCCAGCACCGCCAACAACGCAUGCUGGGUGAGGGUGAGCCACCGGCCCAGGCCGCUCACUCCAGCCCCUGCAGGGGGCACAUCCGCCCCUCUUUCCACCCGGCCGCCACGGCCCAGUUCGGCCGUGGGGCAGAGCAGCGGGCAGGGGGCCCGGCCCCGGGCGCGGAGGGCAAGAGGGAGCACUUCGGGCUGGGGGUGGCCACCGGCCAGCAGUACGUCUAUGGGGGCAGGCCGCACUACCGUCUGCAGGAGCCACCGCGGGAGGCGAUGGGCGCCCCGCUGUACCAGCACAACAGCCACGGGUCACCAGUGCAAACCCCACAGCCCCUGGGCCCCGCCUCCUCGUCCCCACAGUAUGUGACUCCCUGCCCGCACCAGGAGACCGAGAACGGCGGCGAGACCUCCUGCAUCCAGCUCCUGAACCCCUCCGCCAACAAACUCCUCGCACCUCAGCUCUGCCCCACCGACCUCUACUGGGAGCAGGUACAUCAGACGCCUCCGUCCUGCGGCAGGUUGGCUGGUCAAAGGAGAGGGCUCGAGGAGAAGGAGGAGGCACCCUACCCCUUCAGCUGUGGAUGCUGCAAGGAACAGUUCAGGAACGCCGCAAGUUUCCAGGCCCAUGUCGCUCCCGGGGCAUGCAUGGGGACCUCCCACCCCGUGACCCAGAACAAUGUGCAGAAGGUCCCGAGGGAUGGCUGCCACUUCUCUGCCCACCUCCCAACAAACGCCCUGGCAGCCAAGGCGCCCGCGGGCGAGAGCUGCAGGCGAGACAGCCCCCUGGCGGAGGCCUCGGGUGACUUCCUGUCCGGACAGGAAAUGAGGAUGCUGAGCAACAUGGUCGACUACUCGACGCCUGAGAGUGCCGAAGGUCUCGUUCCCAAGUAUCCGCCCGUGACCGUGUAUCGGAGUUACCUCCGGUCCGUCAACAGCAACGCUGGUGAUCUUCUUGAGCGAGCCGUGGAACCCCUCCAUUACACCCCGCAGCCCAUGUUAGACCCCCUGCGAAAGGGCAGCGGACUCUUCUGCAACCUGCAUUCUGCCACUUCCAACAAUGACCCUGCUGUUUCUCCCUACCCCUGCAACCAGUUCAACGGCUUCGAUUGUGUGUCCCAGGACUACACCACACCGGGGAACGGUCAGACUCCCCGCAUCAACGUAGGAGCCAGGUUCCAGGCGGUGGUCGAGGAUGCGUCCCGGACGCUCUGGGAGGAAGUGGCGGUGCACGGUGCCGACCUGGUCUGGAAACCUUGGAAGAAGCUCUCGGAAAGUCUGGAGGUGCAAGGUCAAGUGGAGGACCUGCUGAACCUGGCCUGUUCCAGCGCCCUGCCCGGUGGGGGCCUCAACCGCGAGUUCGCUCUGCACUGCCUCUCCGAGGUGGAGGGGGACGUGAUGGUCACCCUGGAGAAGCUGCUGUUGAACAAUGGAGCCCGGUCCACCUCUCACCCUCUGGCGGAUUAUCAUUACUCAGGAAGCAGCAACUGGAGCCCCAGCGAGAAGCGACUCUUCAACAAGGCGUUCGCCCUGCACAAGAAGGACUUCCGCGCCGUCCAGAAGGUGGUGAGGACCAAGGACGUUGCGGAGUGCGUCGAGUAUUACUACACCUUCAAGAAGAGCCUCAAGUUCAACAAGAAGCUGCGGCCACGAGCGUCAGACGCAGACGAGGACUGGAAUGGCAUCUUCAGACAAGACACAGACUACGAGCUGCCGUUCACUAGCCCACAGCCGGCGCAGAGAGGGGAGAGAGAGAGUCCCUGCCCACCGUCAUCGGCAACUUCCCCUGCAAACAGUGCGGAAAGAUGUUUUACAAAAUCAAGAGCCGGAACGCCCACAUGAAAAUCCACAGGCAGCAGGACGAUUGGCAGCACCGAUCGCAGGACGCCCUCUGCCCUCCGCUCACCUACCCCGGGGCAGCCCUCAGCAAGGCUCCCCCCACCCCACCUGUUUACCCCGGCUGGGACAACAGGGAGAUGCAGGGGCCACUGGAGGUCAUGUCCGAGGCCGCGACCUGCGCCGGGUUACCUCAGAUCUACCAGGAGGGCAAGUUCAGCCUGGCCAACGGCAAGUGCCAGAACUACUACUUGUAAAGACAAUCCUUGCCAAAGCACUAACUGUGAAGACGUUUAACCCCACUGAAUUCUAACCGACCCAAGGCUCCCAAAACUGAGCCCCUUUUGCAAAUGAGCACUUGGUGUUCGGUCUAUUAAUUCCCCUCUUUUUUGGGAGCUUUUAAAUACUGAUAUUUUGUCUUGUAUUUUUUUAAAUAGCAUUA
Pristis pectinata (smalltooth sawfish) is the source of this 3250-nucleotide messenger RNA. RefSeq lists its product as uncharacterized. The transcript has 16 exons. Gene Ontology annotation, cellular component: histone deacetylase complex; transcription regulator complex. Gene Ontology annotation, molecular function: transcription corepressor activity. Lineage: Eukaryota; Metazoa; Chordata; Chondrichthyes; Rhinopristiformes; Pristidae. Gene Ontology annotation, biological process: negative regulation of DNA-templated transcription; regulation of transcription by RNA polymerase II. The record is from RefSeq and is a predicted model, not a curated record. The coding region runs from base 1 to 2814 and encodes 937 amino acids.